CUUCAGCAUCCCGGGGCUUUGUAGGUUUCGGCCGUCUGAAGUUGAGUGAACAGAAGUGCGUUGGUUUGCUUUGCGGACGGAUGCGCCACAUCCAAUAGGGCGGACGAAGUGACGUGUCACUACAAGGCGGCAACCUUCUCGACGCAGGGUGCCGCCAAUGCCUCGACAGUCCACCUGUGGGGAGGACCGUUUGGGUGUGUCCGUGCCGGUUGGAUGGAGGGUUGAAUCGGUCGGGAAAGAGACGCCGAACCGCCAGAGAGACGAGCAACAACCGCCACGCUCCCUCCCCGCGUCUUCUGCCCCGUCUGACUCGAAGGUGCAAUUCCGCGUCAACUAACGAAUUAGCUCACCACUUUGGACAUUUCCGACUCGGACAGCGAAGAAGUCGUCACAAUGCCGGUGAGAAGGGGCCAUAUGGCGCCCCCAAAUACUUUCUUGGACACCAUCAUCCGAAAGUUCGAGAGCCAGAACCGCAAAUUCAUCAUCGCCAACGCCCAGGUGGAGAACUGCGCCAUCAUCUUCUGUAACGAUGCCUUCUGCGGGCUGUGCGGCUACAGCCGGGCAGAGGUCAUGCAAAAAGCCUGCACCUGUACCUUCUUGUACGGACCUCUCACUAAAAGACCGGCGGUGGCUCAGAUGGCCAAAGCUCUCCUGGGAGCCGAGGAGAGAAAGGUGGAGAUUACUCUCUAUACCAAAGAAGGAGUUUGCUUUCACUGCCUCAUCGACGUGGUCCCCGUGAAGAACGAAGACGGUCGGGUCAUCAUGUUUAUCCUCAACUUUGAGCUGCCGGCGGACAUCCGACCGGCCAACAGUUCUCCAGCCAGGGAGCUUAGCAGAGUACUGCGACUCCCCUGGCUGACUUUGGCUCGACGGCAGCGCCUGGGCCUCUUCCUGGGCUCCUUCAGAUCCAGGACGGGCGUCUUCUCGCGGGACACGGACCUCAGCACUCCAUGUGCUGACCUCCCUCCCCUGGGCCACGAGUCAGUGGCCCUGGAAAAACUCCUGUCGCCCCCCGAGAGAGAGCAGCUGCGGGAGGCCGGAGCCGAGCUGCUGCUUUGGGACAAAGAAAAGGUGCGCGACGAGGACGCGUGGCGCCAAAGCGAGGGCCACGGAAAGAGAAGAGAUGGCCACCUUUGGGCCUUGAAAUGGGAAAUGAGCGCAGAGGGGGGCCAGUCGGACGCCGCCUCUGCAGACCUGCCCCUGCUCUCCUCGCGUGCGGCAACAAGGUUAAAUAGCAACUGUGGGAGUUUCAAGCUUUCAUCUUCACUGGAUGAUCUGAAGAGUUAUUGGCAAAAGGAGAGACACUUUGGACACGGCUCUCCUGCCACCAAUAGAAAGAGCAGCGCACCCGCUGGGACGUCAGACACCCAUACAGCCUGUCGGACUAACACUCAGAUGUCCCACAAAGCGGACGCUUCGAUGACACUUCCAGCGGGAGAAAUCAUACCUCCUUGCAAACUGAUGGGCAAAACCCACAAUGUCACUGAGAAAGUAACUCAGGUGCUUUCUCUUGGAGCAGAUGUGCUACCGGAGUACAAGUUGCAGACUCCUCGCAUCCACAAGUGGACCAUCCUCCACUAUAGUCCCUUCAAAGCGGUUUGGGACUGGGUCAUUCUGCUCCUGGUCAUCUACACGGCAAUAUUCACUCCUUAUUCGGCGACAUUUUUACUGAGCGACCAGGAGGAAGCGGCCAUGCAAACAUGCGGUUACUCCUGCUCUCCUCUCAAUGUCGUGGAUCUUAUUGUGGACAUCAUGUUCAUCGUUGACAUUGUCAUCAACUUCAGGACCACCUACGUGAACUCCAACGAUGAGGUGGUGAGCCAGUCGGCACGAAUCGCCGUGCACUACUUCAAGGGCUGGUUCCUCAUUGACAUGGUGGCAGCCAUUCCCUUUGACCUCCUCAUCUACCGCUCAGGAGAGGAGGUGGUUAGGGGAGAGGGAGAGACCACCACCCUCAUCGGCUUGCUGAAGACGGCUCGUUUACUGCGACUGGUGCGGGUGGCCAGGAAGUUGGAUCGUUAUUCCGAGUACGGCGCGGCCGUGCUCUUCCUCCUCAUGUGUACUUUUGCACUCAUCGCCCACUGGCUUGCCUGCAUUUGGUACGCCAUCGGAAACGUGGAGCGGUCCACCUCCGCCGGCAUCGGCUGGUUGGACACUCUGGCGGAGCAGCUGGGAAGGCCGUACAACGAGUCCGCGGCGGGAUCGGGUCCCUCCAUCCGGGAUAAAUACGUGACGGCUCUUUAUUUCACUUUCAGCAGUCUGACCAGCGUGGGCUUCGGCAACGUGUCCCCAAACACCAACUCGGAAAAGAUCUUCUCCAUCUCCGUCAUGCUGAUUGGCGCCCUGAUGUACGCCAGCAUAUUUGGCAACGUGUCGGCCAUUAUUCAGCGGCUGUACUCCGGGACGGCGCGCUACCACGCUCAGAUGAUGCGAGUUCGGGAGUUUAUCCGCUUCCACCAGAUUCCCAACCCUUUGAGACAGAGGUUGGAGGAAUACUUCCAACACGCGUGGUCUUACACAAACGGAAUAGACAUGAACGCGGUGCUAAAAGGCUUCCCGGAGUGUCUUCAGGCAGAUAUUUGUCUCCACCUCAACAGAUCUCUGUUGAAAAACUGCAAAGCGUUCAAAGGAUCUACUCGGGGCUGUCUGAGGGCCCUGGCCAUGAGGUUUAAGACCACCCACGCUCCCCCCGGUGACACCCUGGUACAUGCUGGAGACCUGAUAUCUGCCCUCUACUUCAUCUCAAGAGGAUCCAUCGAGAUUCUGAGAGGGGACGUGGUGGUUGCCAUUCUCGGAAAGAAUGAUGUGUUCGGGGAGCCAAUCAAUCUUUUCGCUUUGCCGGGGAAAUCCAGUGCAGAUGUGCGAGCUCUGACCUACUGCGAUCUUCACAAAAUACAUCGAGACGAUAUGCUUGAGGUUUUGGACAUGUAUCCAGAAUUUUCUGACUAUUUCUGGUCCAACUUGGAGAUCACCUUUAACCUCAGAGAUGUGAAUCAUGAACCUGCCGGACUAUUAAGUGCGGAAGACUCGGACUGUGAAGACCGCCGAGCGCAGCGGAAAAAACAGAGACCGCGUACCACUCCUUCAGGUGACCCCAGGAGAGGCGGAGGUGCCCACCGAUGCAUUCCCAGACACACUAAUUGGGCGCAAUGUGAGCACGGCCGCGCCAAAGACCAUCGGCACCGUACGCUGUAUGGUCCAGCGUCGCCUCGUGAAAUCGAGGCAGGAGAGUCCGAACCGGCCAGCCCAGUUCAGUUCUCGACGGCCGCCGCCGUCGCAGAGACGCGCGUCAAGUCUCCUGAAAGCGGCAUGAGAGAGAGGGCCCGUCAGUCUUUCAGAGGCGUGUCCGACAUCUUGAGCUUCUGGGCAUCAAAAGCGGAGCAAAAAUAUGAAGUGGUCCCGUGCGUUCGGAGCUCGGCCUCGCCCCCCCGUCGGCCAUCUGAGGAGCCCUCCGGCGCACCUCCCACUCCUGCCCCUCCCAUCGCUCGGGGGCAGAAGAAAGAGUUAGAGAACAGACUGGAGACUUUACAGCAACAACUCACCAGGUUGGAAUUGCGCAUGUCAGCAGACAUCGGGGUUAUCGUGCAAGUGCUUCAGAGCCAGAUGUCAACGGUUCCUCCUCCUGGCGACAAUACGUCGCCGGCACCCGGCGUCUCUUCUGCCACCGCGCGGCCUUCCGCCGAAGCGCUCCCGCCGAGCCCCACAAAGUCCACAGCAAGCGUUUGCAAACCACGGCCGUCCGCUGACAACCUACGUCGGCGCUUUCCAAUAUUCCAAAUCGGAACGCGUGGCUCUUCCAUGCCGCACUUUCCAAACUUCGAUCCACUUAGCCAGCCUUCUGCUCCUCCUCCUUGUCCCCUGGUACAAGAGAUCGGCGGCUGUCCCCCGCCUCCCUCCACCUCCGAUGCGCCAUCGUCGUCCGGGAGCCACCUGCGGCGUGGAGGAAAUCUCGCGGAUUUCCCCUCGUCAAGGCAAGACGAAACGCACGACGCGGCCGGUCCCGGGUGUUGA
This is a messenger RNA of Hippocampus zosterae (dwarf seahorse), 4011 nucleotides long. Its product is annotated as potassium voltage-gated channel subfamily H member 6-like. The transcript has 22 exons. Gene Ontology annotation, biological process: regulation of ventricular cardiac muscle cell membrane repolarization; regulation of heart rate by cardiac conduction; membrane repolarization during action potential. NCBI's taxonomy places the organism in Eukaryota, Metazoa, Chordata, Actinopteri, Syngnathiformes, Syngnathidae. Bases 394 to 4011 code for a protein of 1205 amino acids. The record is from RefSeq and is a predicted model, not a curated record. Gene Ontology annotation, molecular function: inward rectifier potassium channel activity. Gene Ontology annotation, cellular component: membrane.